This is a messenger RNA of Tribolium madens (black flour beetle), 1950 nucleotides long. RefSeq names its product odorant receptor Or1-like. Gene Ontology annotation, molecular function: olfactory receptor activity; odorant binding. The record is from RefSeq and is a predicted model, not a curated record. Lineage: Eukaryota; Metazoa; Arthropoda; Insecta; Coleoptera; Tenebrionidae. Gene Ontology annotation, biological process: detection of chemical stimulus involved in sensory perception of smell; sensory perception of smell. The transcript is spliced from 8 exons. The coding region runs from base 1 to 1950 and encodes 649 amino acids. Gene Ontology annotation, cellular component: plasma membrane.
AUGGAACAGGAGUUUCUAAUCCAGACUUUUGAAACUGAAAAAACUUUCCUUCGCUAUGGAAGCUUCUACCCUUGUCGCAAACAAAUUAAGUUUAUUCUUUUGGGCUUAUUCAUGUUUGUCUACUCCUGGACCGAAUUCCUCUCAAUGAUCACAGUUCUCUUCAUCGAAAACGACAAUCUCACAAAAUUAUCCGAAACUCUGCUAUUUUGCAUGACUCAAGCCGCGUUUUUAUUCAAACUUGGAAAUUUUCUCUACCACAAUAAAACCAUGAUUCGGAUCGAAACCAUCCUCAAAAAUCCGAUUUUGAACCAUUUGAACCAAUUUGAGAAAAAAAUCGUAGCGAAAUACAUGAUUCGAGUGAAAUAUUUGGCGAGACUUUUCCGAAUUUUGUGUAUUUUGACCGUUUCUUUUUACGGUUUAUUUCCGUUUAUUGACGAAGACCCGGACCACAUGUUACCACUACCAGGAUGGUUCCCAUUCGAUGUGAAAACCCACCAAAUCGAGUUGGUCAUUGCCCAGACUUGUGGUAUCGCAAUUGGGGCUUUUCUCAACUCAACUCUGGAUAUUUUGCCCACGAUUUUGAUCACUUUGGGCUCGGCACAAUUCGAUAUUUUGAAAACUAGACUGGAAAAUAUCACAAAUUUGGAUACUUCGGUCCAAAAAGCAAUCAAAAAAUGUGUAAUUUAUCACAGCGUUCUUCUAACUUAUAUCACACAAAUUGAAAUUUUAUUCCACAAAGGCAUUUUUGUGCAAUUUGCUGCAAGUGUUGUUGUUAUUUGUCUCACAGGUUUCCAGAUGCUUGUCUUUAAGGAUUAUGAUCUUCGCAAUACCUUUGAUACCGAACGAAAUCUCUUAACCCUUUCAGGAUUUUACCCUCGAAGGACCCAAAAACACAAUUUUCUCUACACCACAAGUGCCCUUUUCAACUUACUCGUCUCCUAUGGGCAAUUAUUCUCAAUGGUUGCCCAAAUGGUAAUCGACAGAAACGAGCUUUCGAAAUUCAGCGAAACUCUCUUAUUUUUCAUGACACAUUUCACGUUUUUGUGCAAACUCACCAAUUUCGUCUACAACAAGAGGAAAAUGUUCGAAAUUGAGGACAAUCUCGCCAAGGGCAUUUUCUACGGCUUUGAAAUCGACAAAAUCAAACCCAAAAUCGAAUCAUGCAAAUUCGUUGCUAAAAUUUUUCGAAUUUUGUGCAUUUGGGUGAUUUUGUUGUACACAAUGGUACCAUUUUUGGACGAUAAGGAGGAUUUAAGUCUACCAUUACCAGGCUGGGUGCCCUAUGACACGAAAAAGUUCUAUUACCCAACUGCAAUUUUUCAAAUAAUUAGCGUUUCUGUUAGUGCUUAUAAUAAUUCAACUAUUGAUAUUUUGACCUGUAUGUUGAUUACGGUGGCUUCUGCUCAGUUUAAUUUACUCAAAGAGGCCUUAAAAAGGAUGGAUUUUAGACCAGAAGGGCACAACACGAAAAAAUUAAUUGAGGCAAAAUUCGAAAAUUGUGUCAAUCAUCACAAGGAAAUUGUCAAGUUUGCGUACCAAAUUGAGGAUAUUUUCUCCAAAGGGAUAUUUUUGCAAUUCUUUGCCAGUCUUAUCGUUAUUUGUUUCACCGGAUUUCAGAUGAUUGUUGUGCCAAUCCCAAGUGUGCAAUUUAUUUUUUUAAUUAUUUAUUUCUCAUGUAUGAUGUGUCAAGUUGCAAUGUAUUGCUGGUACGGUCAUGAUAUUAUAACAACGAGUGAUUCAAUUGGGCAAGCUUUCUAUAUGUCUAAUUGGUACGAGUCUGAUGUUAAAGUGCGCAAAAAUAUUUGUAUUUUUUUGGAAAGGGCCAAAAAACCGGUCAUUUUAACAGCAUGGAAAUUUGUUACUCUGUCACUGACUACGUUUACAACCAUUCUGCGGUCAUCGUAUUCGUAUUUUGCAGUGCUGCAACGCUUAUACAAAGAAGAUUCUUAA